Cynara cardunculus var. scolymus (artichoke) is the source of this 1103-nucleotide messenger RNA. RefSeq names its product tetraspanin-18-like. Gene Ontology annotation, cellular component: membrane. Lineage: Eukaryota; Viridiplantae; Streptophyta; Magnoliopsida; Asterales; Asteraceae. The record is from RefSeq and is a predicted model, not a curated record. The transcript has 6 exons. Bases 63 to 893 code for a protein of 276 amino acids.
CUGAAGCUACUGCAACUUUUGGGGUUUUGAACAUCAAAAUUCUCGGCGAUAUCAACGAAGAAAUGAGAAAAUCAUGUUGCGAUACGUCUCUCACAUUUGCUCUCAAAUUCCUGAAUUUGUUCCAAUUAUUUGUUGGAAUUUCGAUUAUUCUUUACUCUGUUUAUAUGUUAAAUUGCUGGGACAAACACUUGCCAGUCCCUACUCUUCCACCUCCAGCCCCCUCGCCGGAUUCUUCUGAUUCCGUUUCAACCAUUUUCAACACUGUUAGGGUUUCUGAUCAACUGAUUCAUGAGAAUUUUGGUGCUGACAUGAUGAGUAGUGUUUCCGGAAGGACAAUAGUCGAUGUCAGCUCCAGUUCUUCACCGUGGUUCAUAUAUGCAUUUAUGGGACUGGGUGUUACGAUGUGCUGUAUCUCUUGCAUGGGUUAUAUUGCAGCUGAUGCUAUUAACGGGUGUUGCCUUUAUUUCUAUGCUCUUCUGAAAACUGUAUUCAUCUUACUGGAGGUGGCUUUCAUUUUGUUCAUUGCACUUGACCGUCAUUGGGAAAGGGAUCUGCCCUCGGACCCCACCAGAGAAAUUGGUAGAAUUCGAGAAUUUGUGGAAGCAAAUAUUGAUUUUUGUAAAUGUGUUGCCAUUACCAUUGUUGUAAUUCAGGCCCUAUGUAUUCUGCUUGCUGUAGUCUUGCGAGCAAUGAUAACUUCACAGAUGAAGGAUGAUGAGAAUGACAUUGAGAGAGAUUCUGAUGUAAGAGGUAAAGCUUGGGAGCCCCUGCUGAACCCACGUCCAACCCAAACAUCAGUGUCAGUUAGUGGCAAUGGUAGAGCUUUUCAUUCUGAUAUCUGGACUUCACGAAUGAGAGAAAAGUAUGGAUUGAGUAGCAGUAGUGCCAAGUAGACAGGAAAUCUGAGCAAUCGAAUCCAUAUAUGAUAUUGUAUAUCCAUAGAUUUGGGUCAUGCUCAUUUCGUUCUGCAGCCGAAUAUGUUAACUGUGUUGAUUGAGAAGAAGGGUGUCUAGAUAAAGGUACAUACAAUCUUUUUGUAUAAUGUUUGUGUAUUUAUAUUUUGUAUAGAAAGUGGAAGCAGUGUGAGGGCAUGUUUGUUAGCA